GAGAGCUCGUCUGAGGCUACUACUGAGUGGCCAGUCUGUCCAUCGCUGAUUUGUUAUGGUUAAGUCUGCUGUUUUUACAGCUGCUGUUGUUUAUGUUGCAGCUUUCCAUGAUCUUUGAUGAUCGUUCGUCAUGUCUGUGUGUGUGUACGGCCCGUAUAAUUUCGUACGCAGCUACUUUUUCCCUUGCGCUACCUCCAGGUGUCCAGGCAGCAGCGGCAGCAGCAGCAGCUAGGAAGGUCAGUCAGUGCGUUAUGCAGGUUGCAUUGCUGGCAGUGACAGGCAGUCCCGAGCGGUCGACUGUGGUGACGACUGACCGUGGUUUUCUCUGUGUUGUAUUGAAGCCCUAUAAUCGACUAACGCAGCAGUGCUAUAGUAGAAGUAAGAACAAGAAUAUCAGUUGUAAUUAAAUCUUGCUGUCCUCGUGUUAAAACGUAGGCUCAGCGAUCGCACAAUAGAUGCUAUAGCUCGCAGCUGUAAGUGUAAAUCUUUCUCGCCUAGCUGGCCUGGCGCCACAGCCGCCGCCGUAGUACGCAGUGGUGCGUCUGCGUCAAGCAAGUGAGUGUGUCCCUCUGUUUUGGGACGACAGGAUUAUAGUAGCCAGUCAAGCGGACCGAUACACAGUGUGCUUCUACAGCAGACCGCUGUCGGAAUAAAGUAGUUGCGACGGGGCAGCAGUGUGAGUGCAGGAGUAAAGUGAGGUGCGGUAAGUGACAGACAAGCAGGAUAUCGCUGGAGCGCCACAACACCCCCUUGCCCCCCGUCCCCCCUGAACCGUUGCUAGCGUCAACAGUACAAUCAGCGACGAGCAACGGAGCAGCUGAGCAAGUUAGAGCAGAAGCAUCAUUGCUGGUGUCCCAUCUUUCGGACGUGUGAUAGUUGGUCGCUGUGGCGGGUUUCUGUCUGUCUGUCUGUCUAUCGAUAUUUACUUGCUCUGGUACAGCAGCCAGCUGAAGGCAGCAUAAAAUGACAAUACUAAGUAAAUCUUGAAUUGUACCUCCGACAAUCUUGUCGAACGCACUCGCCUAUCUGCUCACUGCAAAGAACAACUCUGAGUCGAUCGAGCGCGCCGUCAUAAACCAUAGCAGCAUCCAUAGCGCCUACAGCCGCCACGGCAGUGGUGCUGGUCUUGACCCCGUGCAGCAGCGACGUGUACCACGGUGGCCGUCAUCAUCAACACAAACGCUACCCCUGCCAAUAGUCUCAUUUUGGUCCCGGCGCUCGCUGGCUCUAAGCGCGAGAGUCUCGGAUAAAAUGAUUCUAUUUACAGCGGCCGCCCAUUGCAUCUGGGCACGAACACCAGCAGCGUAGUGCUUGCGCAGAUACAGACGACUGACGGGAAACAGACAAUCCAACAAGCGGACAAAUACCCUACGACGACAACAGCAGCAGCAGCAGCAGCAUAAAUAUCAGGCACCAAAGCGACCCCAGCAGCAUCGCAGUGGGUCGUGCUGGUUGUUGCAGUUUUCUCACCCAUGGCCCAGCAUCAACGUCCACCAUUAGUACAAGCAGGUGCAGUUGUAGUCGAAGCGGGCGCUGCCCAAUCGUUAUUGGCGUUUUUGGUUGCUGUUGGACGCUGUACUGUUAGGGGUGAGUUGUGAAAGCAGUUCGACAUGGUCCAUCGAUGGUGACACUGUUCCGCUACCGCCGAUCGUCAUCGCUGUUGCCGUUGCUGUUAUUCUCGUGCUUGUUGCUUUCAUGGUUGAUUUUUCGUGGCUUUCGUGUUUCAUGUUCAUUGCUCACUGCCCGCCUGCAUGGCUGUUGGAUGUUGGUAAGAAUGAAUGCCGUUGUGUACCCCAUUUGUCUGUAAGCAAGUUUGUUAUCGGUCAAGUGAGCGACAACCAUUCGUAGUAGAGUUAACAAAGUAUGAUUAUCAUUAUCAGAACCGCCGGCAGCAGCAGCAGCAGUAGCAGCAGCAGCAACAGCGGCGGCAGUAGUAGUAGUAGUAACUGCAUGUGCAAAUAUUCCGUCUCCUGAUUCUCAGUUAACCGUGUCGAUAGUGGCUAGUCAGCAGCUUAGCUCAGAUGGUCAAAGCUCACUUCUUUGCUGGAUAGGCUGAGAAAAAUAGAUACCCAGAUUCUUUCUCUGCCAGGGGCGAUCUGCUACAGGAGCAUCUACAUUUCGUAUCAGGGGCACAGUUGUCGAAUAUUAACAGAGCCUGCCCACAUUUUCUAAUCUAUAUGAGUCAAGGGGAGCUGGCCAGCUGACACAAUACCACUGCUGCAGCAUCGGCAGCAUUAAUAACAACAUCAGUUCAAUGAAACAACAAGUAACAGCAAAUUUGCAUCUGCAUCCUGGAUUGGUCUGCUUUUAUCGUCGAUUUAAUUAACCAUCAUUGGAUCAGAUCGAAUCGAGUCGGGAAACAUCGUCUUUACUAGACUACAUCGUAAACCCAAUCAGACGAUACCUUCGCCAAGGUGUGAUCGACCAGAUUGGUAUAUAUGCCGCUGUAGCCCUCACUGGUGCUGCAUGGAAUUCUGUCGAUUGUUGUUAAUUGUCAAGUGCCAAUCGCUGCGUCGUAUCGAAGCGUCCCAUUGACCCUGGUGAGCGAUACCGGAACAAGAGAUAGCAGCAAAAGAAAAAGAAGGCUGACUGGAUGCAUCGUCUCUUUUCGAUCAUACAUCCAAUUCGUUCCUGUUCAAGAUCUGUAUUGGUGUGACUCGGCUGUAAUCUUCAAUUGCCCUGAGGAUUUACGUGACACCUAACCACUUUUGUUGUCGUUACUUGUACUUCCCUCGGCGAUCUGGCGGCAAGCUAGCUGGCUUUUCGCGGUACCUACGAGGUGUGACGAAGAACUGUGCAUUAUCGUCGAUUCAGUGCAUGUGUAGGUGUUAUCGGGGUUCGGAACAGGCAGCCUUUGUCCCUGUCGGUCCCUACCGUUUUCUCUAUGUUACUUCAAGCAGUGUUAGUUCGACUCGAACAGCUACUGUGGCGACAUUGACUGCGACCGCUAUUUCUUUAACUGUGAUAUACACGCAUUUUUCCAAGUGUUGUCUCAGUAGCAUUAAUUCAGCCACUAUCAACACGAGCCUAUGGUGGCUGUCGCUGUUACAGCAGCAGCCGCAGCGACAGCUAGAUGGACCGUAAAUUCGCAUAGACCGAAGAGGGGUGACCAGGCCGCAAGUGUCCUAACGUCACAUUGCCUGUGAAUAGGCAAACGGCAAACAGUCAACUAGAAAUCAACCACAACAACGGCCCACUUGUUCGUACUUACUGGCGGUCAACAGCGACAACAACAGCGAGUCUCGGUCGUAAAACGUCUACUGCUGCAUUGAACACGCUAAUUAGAAGUACUCUCGUUGUUGUUUUUGUUGUUGUUAUCAUCACUGUCUAAAGGCUGUCGACAUCUGACAACAAUUAGACAAUUGUUGGCAAGCCAUCAGUAGCCUGCUAUUGGAGGAGUACUCUGUUUUCUCACCUGUGCACAGCUGUCGGUAGCUUGUGGAUGUUUGCGACUGAGGCGUUGAAAAAGGAAAAAACGUGCGUUAACCACAGAAAAUCACAUAAAAUAAGGAUAACGUGAGAGUGAUACACGUUGCUGAACGAAGUCAUAGCAAAAGGAUAAAACUAAGUCUAUGUAGAAGUUGUAACAUUACAUUUUUGUUCCGUCGUUAAUUGUAAAGAACGAGAGCGAAGCCACGCGGCGUACGUGCACAUCAAAUCGCAUGCCUGAUCCGAUGCUAGGUUUCAUGGAAAAGUUAAUCGUUCAGUCAGACGGAGUCACCAGUAGCCAGGCCGUUUGAGAAACUUCACUAGCAACAUUCAAUGAAUACGUACGUGAAUACUUGCUUCCGUUUUCAGAAUUACCUGUGGAUUUAAAGGUAUCCUUAGGUCGUGGAUCGAUACUAGGAGAUUGGGAUUAAAAGUGCAACGAAUCAGGUAGAAAAAGAACGGUAGGAUAGUUGUCGAACGUAUUUGUGGUCCCAGUUUAUUAUCGCGUGUAGGACGGUCAGCUUGCUUCUUGGCUGCUAGGCGGGAGGCUCAGCCCGCCGACGCAGGCUGUACUUAAUCGUCGUGCUCUCCCCAUGAGCUCAAGCGACAAAUGGAAUUGCUCAAGAUGCACGUACGAAAAUUGGCCACGCGCUCUGAGGUGCACCCUUUGCGGGGCGGGAAGAGCACAUCCGCCGGCGCCCCUCAUCGAGGAGACCGAGCCAAGGGCGGUGACGCCCCCGCCAGCUUCGGCGAUAACACAACAACAUCACCAGAAGCAGUCGGUAACUUACAACGGUAGCAAUAACGCUACAGCAGUUCAUGGUUGUACAGGUUCGCCUUCAAGUAAUCAGAAUUCAUCUCCUGAUACUCCAAUUCCUUUGAGCUCGCUCGGUUCCCUGUCUCUUUCAUCUCCUGGCCCAUUGGGUAAAUGGCCCUGUCCAAAGUGUACGUACCUCAAUUGGCCAAAGAGCGCACGAUGCGUCCAAUGCCGAGGCUCGCGUCCUGGUGCUGCUUUAACGAAAAGUGGCCCGCCGGGAUCCCCUGCAACCUCAUCGCUACCUCGCAGUCCGUCGCCUCCAACGAGAGGGUCUCCUGAAGCUUCCACCAGCAACACGAUAACAGGUGCUACCGGUCUCAUGCAUCAACAACAACAGCAGCCACCUCAACAUAACACGUUGACAACAAUAACAAGUAACGCUACUGCGAUUACGACAACAGGAACAAUUUCAACCUCGACAUUGUCUUCCCCAACAAACGCAUCGAACGAUUUGAUUGGCGCUGGAGGUGAUCCAGGGGGAGGUUCAGGGGGGAGUGGCCAGAAAUGGACGUGUCUUAUGUGUACGUAUGCGAAUUGGCCUAAGAGUCAACGCUGCGUUAUGUGUUACACGUUUCGGAACGCGAACAACAACAACAAUACGAAUGGAAUCACCACACCUGGAUCACCGCAAUUCGGCUCGUCGGCACGUGCUUCUACGCCGCCAGUCAUUAUCGAAACAUCAGCUGAUAGUGGCGAAGCUGGGGGAUCGUGCGAGAACGAAGAGGCAGAACUCAAUAAUUACCUCUCGACGAUGCGAUCUUCAAAUCGUCAACAACAACUAGGCAAAAACAAUUCAAUAUCAUCAGCUGAUCGCCUCUGGCUCAAUGCGUGCCUUGGCAUUCUUGAGGAAAAUUUUGAUCCUGUUCUGCGUUACGUUGAAUCGGGAAAAGAUAUCUUCCGUACGUUAACAAAUGUUGACGUCCAACAUCUACGCGCGUUACUCCUGCAUCAUCAACAGCCUGGUUCACUUUACAUUGAGCCGGGGCUAUCUUUGAUUUAUCUCUGCGUUAAACUACAGCGAGAAGACAUGCUUGCGCAUUUGCUAACGGCAUUAGACAACACGGGUGCUGUGGUACCGAAGCGGGUCCCAUCAGAAGUCUGCCAGGAGACCGCAGCCGAUAUUAGGAGACAUGUCGCAGCAUCAUUCAAACAGCGCAAGGGCACGGAUUUUGCGUGUUACUUCGUUACGGACAACGUGACGUUCGCAUUGCCCUCUGAAAUCGAGCAUCUGCAUCCCUCCGUCCAAAAAAUCCUAUUCGAUGAGUUACUCGAUCGUGACGUGCAAAAGGAACUCGAAGAGGAAUCGCCGAUCAUCAACUGGAGUAUGGAAUGCACCCAGCGGUUAGGUUCAAGACUUUACGCGUUAUGGAAUCGUUCGGCUGGUGAUUGCCUAUUGGAUUCGGUGCUGCAGGCGACUUGGGGUGUGUUUGAUCGGGACAAUACCUUACGGCGUAUCUUAGCCGAUAGCCUAUGCGAUGCCGCUGCGUCACUUUAUCCUCGGUGGAAAGAGGCCGAGGCAUGGCAGGCCAAUCUAAAUCAUUAUACACUGGCCGAAGCCCAGUGGCAAGAAGACUGGGCGGUUCUUGUUUCCUUGGCAUCGCAACCCGGUGCUGCCCUUGAGCAGCUUCAUAUCUUUACAUUGGCCCAUGUGUUCCGUCGGCCAAUCAUCGUCUACGGGGUGAAAUGUAUCAAAAGCUUUCGCGGUGAAGAUCUCGGACUGGCCCGCUUCGAGGGCAUUUAUUUGCCGUUACUAUGGGAGUGUCCGUCCUUUUGCUGGAAGAGUCCCAUAGCUUUGGGCUAUACCAGGGGUCAUUUCUCGGCGCUGGUGCCUAUCGAGCCGCCGGAUAUGGACGUGAUUGCACGAGGUGGGGCUCAUUCAACGUUACACCGUCAAGACGAUAUCAUCUACUUGCCACUGAUGAGUGCGGACAGAAAACUCCUGCCUAUACAUUUUCUUACGGAAAUAGAGAUGGGCCAGGAAGAAGAACUCAUUCGCGAGUGGCUGGAUUUUCGAGUGACGGAAAGUGGACUCCUGGUGGCGCUGCAGAGAUUGCAACCUCCAAUGCGACGGCCCUCGCUCGUCAUGCAAAUGCUAGAUGAGUGGCUCCAUUUAUAUCGUACCCUCUCGGUCGGGAAAAAUGCAACGAACGCCCGACUCAAUCAACUGCUGAGUAUGGCUGCCGAAAGAAAUGAACGCCACAAUCUGAGUUGUCCAGGGGGACAAGGUGGUCUUGGGGGCGCUACGCAACAGCAGCAGAACCCACAACGGCAGAAGCAAAGAAUUUCUGAAGACGAACAAGUUAGCGAAUCCGAGUAAAUGUGUAGGUCUUAUAUUGACUGCGUACGGUUUUUUCAGGCAAUCAACAAAACGAAUCGGAGUGAACCGUUGUGCAUAGAGAGAUCUUGUUGAACUGCAACUAGUAUGAUGUAAAUGAGAAUAAUAGAGUCGUCUUCUGGGCACGCGAGGCUUUACGUGAGGCCACUUAAAACUCGGCAAAUUUCAAGACAAUACAUCAGUUGGUCUUCUUCUGAUCCCAAUGGCGCCUUCACUAGAUACAAGCAACUGCUUGACCAGCACAAAAUUCAUAUGGCUGAUAACGAUGGAAGCAAAUCAAAUAACUGACAACUUGUCAUCAACUAACGUCUGCUCGUUUCAACCAGGGUGCAUCUGCAAUUCAUAGUCGACACUGCACUGGCGAGCUACCCAAGCAUGCGAACGUGGUGUGAAUGUUCUGCAAGUCAAAACGAUCCUCCAGAACGCCUCAUGUACGCCUUUGCCUAUAAUCAAGCGUAAUCUAUUUCGACCAGUGCUAAACUAGAUCAGGCUAGGAAACAACCUAACUUUAUCAAUAGGCCAAGAUAAUAGUCUCCAAAAUCGCUACUGUUCGGUGAAUCGAAAUCUAUAUGAUUUAUGGCGCAUUUGAUAUGAAACAUCAUUGUAGCCUGUCAUUGGUAGCCUCGCCGAUUUCGAUUCUCCAAUGAUAAAUCGCCGUGUUUGACUUUAAUACCUCAAUGACGUGCCUCCCGAGCCGGGACGAUUUUCGUCUCCAACAAUCAGAUACAAGCGGGUACUCUUAAUAAUUUUGCUCUUUCACUUCAUCGACAUCUAUCGAUAUCGUAAAGCGUGCAUCUAUUUCUGCGUACACGCGCAUUGGAAUCAAAUCAUGAUGGUGUCGCAAUAGCGGACGCAGUCAGAGAACGGGCACGUACGAGUUGUUUUGCUUCCAAUAGAAUAUAUAGUUUCCAGUUAAAUUGACACGCUGUGCCAGUCUAACGGCUCACCAGAAAGAAAGAUCGGUGGAAGACGCCAGAACCGAAGAUUCGAAAAACUGAAGGGGAAGCAGCAGGGAAACGGAUCGUAAUGAUUGAAAACAGCACAGUCAGAGACGCCUCUGUCGCUUGAAUCGACAACAAUUGGAAGAGUACGCUCAGCACCGCCGCAUCUAGAAGUUUCUAGUGGUAAAACAACAGAGUUAAAGGAUCUCUAUAAUGGUAACAAUAUAUACACGGUGACACUGAAUAAAUUCUAGUAAUGAACAGCUGCGAGUGGACGAUAAAAGUUAAGCAUGGCAAUGACACGGUGAAUUUUUUGCGCCAACUCCUAAGCCGGUUUAGAGUAAGCUCUAGCUCAUGUAUUCUAACUAACAAAUUCCAGUAAGGAGUAUCCGCUUUCCCUAUACUUAAACGAUAAUAAUAAUAUAAUGAUAAUACAAUGGUAAUUAUAAUAAUUAUAGAACAUUUUCAGGCGUCACUUGUAUGGACAGUGUAGCAUUAUUUUGUGCGUAAUCGGUACAUAAUAUAAUUAGUAAAUUGGAUGUGUUUCAUUGCUGCUUCAUCGAGUGCAUACAAUAUAUUUGCAUCGCGCCACCAGGGGACCGAAGGCAGGAGGCCACACACGAGCCGUGGUCAUGAGACAGAAAGAAGAACCAGGCCAAUAGUGAACUGGCUCGCGCGCUUCUGAAGGUUUACGUGCAAGCAGUCCACAAAAACAGCGCAGGCAGUAGAUGUGAUAAAUGACGACGGCAACAGAAGUAAUAUUAUAGAGUAAUGUUUAUUAUUAUUACCGCGAUAACUAUUACUACCGCUACGACGUUAUGAGCUACGGAUGUCACAGUGACUGAGCUGUAUGUUGACGUUGAUUUGUAUCGUUCACUACUCAAAGCAAACACUACGAAGACAGACGAUAAUAUUUAGCCGUGCAUACCUAUAUAUACUAUAUUAUACGUAUGUACCCCCAUCGACAAUAUAAUCGUAUAAAGGGAACGAGAAAAGCCAGCGCGAGAAGGCUGUAUUGAAAUGAAAAAAAAUAGUAAAAUGGAAAACAUCGAAUGUCGAUGAAAUUUUCUAGUGUGUAACGCGUUAAAAUGAUUUUGUAUAUAACAUAUAUAUAUAUAUAUAUAUAUAUAUAUAUAUAUAUAUAUAUAUAUAUAUAGAUAGAUAGAUAGAUAGAUAGACUGAAAGAGAACAGAAAGGAAGAGACAAAUCGUUAUCAACGGAGAUGGGGCGCGAGAAUAGUAUACUUAGCAUACACAAAUAUUAUAAUAUAAUUAUGAUAAGAAUGUUGACACAGUAAAAUGUAGUUAUUAAUAUAUUAUCAAAAAAGAUAAUCUGAUUAAAAGAAACCGGUCACAGUGUAGUUAGAGCAUAUUAUGGAACACGUAUUUGCGGGAACAGGAUAUACAGAUGCGACCCAGACGAUAUAGCAUCAUGUCUUACGAAUAAACCUAGAAACAUACAUCAAAAACAAAGGUACCGAUUUGGACUUUUAGAUGACACUGACUUCCGGCUAGAAAAACAGGAGGACAAAUAGAAAUUGUCGAUGCAAUUAAUAUGUUAGCUGCAGACUCACGAGGGGUCAAGAUUAAGCUACGAAACCAGUGCGAAAACCAACUGAGCUGCGAUAGUUAUCUAGCGACAUGCUUUCAAUUUAUUGAGACGAUAGCUAGGGAUGGUAGCUACUACCAUUACUAAUAACAUAUGUUUGUUUGUAAAUUACACACAUUUCGUGAGUUUAUAUGAAACGGUGUACAGGAACCAUACGAAUUCUAAUGACAGUAAGUUCCCAGCUGAACAGGAUCGAAAAGCUUGUGAAUAUGAUCGAUGCCAUGAUCGGCGUGUAUUGUGCAGUCGAACUGGAGCACUGAUGAGGGUACUAAUGAGGCAAUACUGCAAUGGUUUGAAUACUGAUAUAAUAAAUAUUGCGGUUAGUUAUCUAUUUAAUAAACGUAUGGCAGCAGGUCAUGGAAAAAAAGAGUAGUGAAAUCUUGAUACCUCGAGAACAGGCAGCGAGAAUGUCAGCUCAUUUCUAAAUUGCAAACAACAAAAUGCAGAAUAAAAACGGAGAGAUGACAGAAAUACAGAUGUUGCACUUUGAGAUCGUCGUUUGAUGAUGGUUGUUGUUGAGGGUCUCGCAACGUUCGGUGCUCAGCUUUCGUAGUUGGUUCAAAGUGCAAAUGUAGCUUGUGAAAAAAUUAGACACUUAAGAGAACAAAAUAAUCUACAUUAAGCAAACGGCGAACUUCUCUCCUGGUCAGUUGUUUUUCCAAUUGUCUCAAACCAAAAGUAAAGUAAUCUAUAUGAGAACGUU
This is a messenger RNA of Varroa destructor (honeybee mite), 9833 nucleotides long. It is a transcript of the gene trbd, whose product is annotated as ubiquitin thioesterase trabid. The record is from RefSeq and is a predicted model, not a curated record. Gene Ontology annotation, molecular function: K63-linked polyubiquitin modification-dependent protein binding; cysteine-type deubiquitinase activity. NCBI's taxonomy places the organism in Eukaryota, Metazoa, Arthropoda, Arachnida, Mesostigmata, Varroidae. Gene Ontology annotation, cellular component: cytoplasm; nucleus. Gene Ontology annotation, biological process: cytoskeleton organization; cell migration; protein K33-linked deubiquitination.